UUCAUUAGAGGUUUAAAAGAGAAAAAAAAAACAAAAUUUUCUCAAAAUGCCUUCCGAUACUACGCCCAUUAUUGAACCGCGUCCAUUGCAUGCUGUCAUUUUCGAUCGUUUAGAAGUUAUACUUAAUAUAAUUAAUCAAAUGUGUAUUGGUUUUGUAACGAUCUAUAUAAGUUGGAUGUAUCUGCGCACAGGACUAGCUGGUACCGGUCUACAUGCUUGGCUAACAACAAUAGGAUUCUCCUUUCUUAUGGCCGAAGCUAUAAUGUGUCAUUACAAUCAAAAUGUUUUGACGUUAAGCUUUCGUCGCAACACAAAAACCCUCAUACAUUGGGUGCUACAAGUUUUGGGUGGAGGAAUUGGCAUUGCUGGUGUUCUCAUCCAAUUAAUACAUGACAAAUUUGAUCUGUUCAAUGCUCAUGCAAAAUUAGGUUUUGCCGCUUUUAUCUUGUGUUUAAUUAGUUUCGUUACGGGUUUAUCGGCCUUAUUCUCCACCACUUUGAAACGAUUUUUAAGUCCCCUGCUAAAUAAAACUUUUCAUAAUAUUUUGGGUAUGAGUACAUUUGUUGUCGCUCUAGUUGCCCAAUAUUAUGGUUACAAUACUCGAUUAUUUACACGUAAUGUACCCUCAAAUGAUUUUGUUAUAUUAAUGAAAUGUUUGACAUUAAUAUCGGCUGUUCUGACGUGUUUGGGUCCUUUAAAGACCUUGAUUUAUAAAUUAAAAGAUGUUAUUAGUCAGUAUAGAGAAAAUUAUUGA
This is a messenger RNA of Lucilia sericata (common green bottle fly), 754 nucleotides long. RefSeq names its product cytochrome b561 domain-containing protein 2-like. Gene Ontology annotation, molecular function: transmembrane monodehydroascorbate reductase activity. The coding region runs from base 47 to 754 and encodes 235 amino acids. The transcript is spliced from 3 exons. NCBI's taxonomy places the organism in Eukaryota, Metazoa, Arthropoda, Insecta, Diptera, Calliphoridae. The record is from RefSeq and is a predicted model, not a curated record.